Messenger RNA from Mercenaria mercenaria, 2680 nucleotides. RefSeq names its product 28S ribosomal protein S30, mitochondrial-like. Gene Ontology annotation, biological process: translation. Bases 31 to 1485 code for a protein of 484 amino acids. Lineage: Eukaryota; Metazoa; Mollusca; Bivalvia; Venerida; Veneridae. Gene Ontology annotation, cellular component: mitochondrial large ribosomal subunit; mitochondrion; ribosome. Gene Ontology annotation, molecular function: structural constituent of ribosome. The record is from RefSeq and is a predicted model, not a curated record. The transcript is spliced from 4 exons.
GAUUAGGACCAACCCAAUCCCAAUGUCAAAAUGGCGGCGUCCAUGUUUCGCUCAUCCAAUUUCAGUAAAUGCGUAGGGUUUAUACAACUAAGGCAUACACGACAUUUGCAAUCUAUUGCAGUUCAAGAACAAAAUGAUGAAGACGCACACUAUCCCCCUAUCAAACCAAAAUUUCCGACAGGAGUGUGGGGGAAAAUGGAUCGCAAAAUUGCCUGGCAUUGGGAUGCAAAACGGGAGAAAGUUGCAGCGUUGAGCACAGCGAAAGAUAAAAUAAACCAUUUAACUGAAAACACUUUCAGCAUUUGGAAAUAUAACUGUGUCGAUACCACCCCGAAUUUACUUGAUUAUCAAUGUAAAGUGACUAAAACUCGCAUUAUCAAUGGUUCAUUGCCUGUAUUGUAUAACGAUCUUGGCACUGAAGAUGGUUUUGACAAAGAAUAUGAAAAGUUUAAACAAAUAGUUGUUGACAUGUUAAUACAAGAACAUGAGUUAAACAGAUACAGGUUAGAAAAGAAGAUAACAAUCAGAGACUCUCAUACUCCAGGACCAUCAAGGUAUACUCGCGAUUACCAACAUUCAAAUAGCAUUGUAAGGGGUAUGCUUGUAAAUUUAUUGGGAAUUCUAAGUGGUCAAAGGAAAGAUGUUUUUGAAGGUCAUGUUGAUAACAAUGUUAAAGUGUCAGCGUGUUGGAGUCGUGAUGGCUACCAGAGAAGAAAGCCAAGGAUGAUGCCAAACAAUAAGAACUACAUUCUUCAGAACAACACCAUGUUUUAUGGUGAACACAUUGUAGAAUACCAAAUAAGAAAGAGCUUACCAUUGCCACAGUUUGUUCCUAUCAGUGACCACUUGUGUCAUGAUUUGUCAUACUCUGACAUGCCAGAUUAUAAACCUACAGUGCUUGGCCAGUUUAGAGAGAAAGUUCCACGUAGAAUAACAGCAGGUUUCAACAUUGGUGAUGCACAGCAGUUCAGUCACUUGAGUAUUAUUUUCUUGAACAAUCGUGCAAUGGCGAGAAUGAGCUUGUAUGGAAACAAGGAGAAAGAACAGGCUGAUAAAGGAUAUGCCAUGGGCACUGGUUUCUUGUCAACAGUAGCACAGGCUCAUGUACAGGGCUUCAAUGAAUAUGAGGAGCUGACAUACCCAUUCACCGCACAGACUAUAUUGACCGAUGGUCGGCAGUUUAUUCUGUCAGCAUAUCAGCUCAACACGUUACAGCUCUGGAAAGACGACACUGCAAACAGUCUGCAAAAUCUGUGCUGGAUUGGUGAAAAUGAGGAACUAUAUGAGAAAUAUGCAGGAGGGAAAAUUGUUGGUUUUAAUGAUGAAGUGUUUGAGCGAUUGCUGAAGUUCUUUUUGAUUAAACCAUGUGACAGAAAUGGUAUAGAUCUAUCACCAAACCUGAAGGAGCCGCUGGCAGAAGUUGAUAUUCCUGAUAGAAAAGAGUUUGUAACUAUUGAAGAAGAAUUCCAGUAUGACAGGAGUUGAAACUAGAAAGAAAAAAUAUAAAAAUCUGUUUAUAUCAAGUGUGUUGACGUAAAAAAUUGCUACAAAGAUGAUGAAAAAUGUUCUUGUGAUUAUAAUACCGUAUUUUGGUGUAUAUUGGUCGUGGUAAUGUAUAGUCCGCAUCUAAUUUUUGCUCUGGAAAUGGUCGGAAAAUUGAACUUCUAGCGUAUUAGUCGCAGUUAAAUUUCGGAUUUUUCCCCCAGCAAUAUUUAAUAUUUACCGGCAAAAAAGUUAUGGCGGCGGCCAUAUUGAUGCCGCGGACUGAAUUAUUAUCAGAACCUGAUUGGUGGAAAUCGGACAGUGUUGUUUUCGUUCCCAACCGUUUCGUACCAACAGUAGUAUCGGUAACAGAUUAUAUCAAAGAAAAGCGGCUUUUUGACACUAAUUGGCAGCAGACGGUUUGCGUUUACAUUCUGUUAUCAUGCAAGUUUAAGUGUGAAUUGUUUGCACAGCAAUUAUAACACCUUUCCGUGUCAUGUAAUUAACCGCGUUCUUUUGAUUCUGAGUAAAAAGAUUAACAAAAUAUCUCUUUUUGGAUUUUUUUCUUUUAUUUAAAAAUCAAAAGUAAAAAAUUAUCUUUCAAGUUUUUUAAUACGCUAAGACUUAGUAUAAACAAUGUUUGGAAUGGAGGACGGAUCUGUCCAGAAUUUAUCCAACCCGGAGUACAUGUCAAUGGCUUCCAGUAAAAUGAAAGUAGAAACAAACGUGAUUCAGUCCGCAAAAACAUCUUUGAAUUAAAGUCAUUCGUGAUUUUAAUAGUCUGUAUGGGUUAUUUACGAUAUAUUUUAUUGAAAGUAACCGCUAUUGGUUGAAAAGCCGCCGAUAUUGAUAUUUUUUAUCCAUUUUGUUCGUUCGUAACAGAUGCACGUAAUUUUGCGAGAGCUACGGUCAGAAAAUUGGCCCGAAAAAAAAAACUGGUGGCAAUGUUCUGUCGUAUAGGUCGCAGGAACUUUUUCAGGCAGCAGAAUGGGUAGAAAAAGUGCGACCUAUACACACUGAAAUACGGUAAACAUGAUACCUGGUUUGAUGCUGAAGGACUAGAGAUAGAAUAACAGUUCCAAAUUGUGAUUUACAGUAAAAUAUGCAAAAUGAUGUACAGUAUAAAAAAACAAAACAAAUGAAACAACUGUUUUUAUGUACAUUUGUUUCAGUAAAAAUUAAAGUAAGAAUUCCAGAA